CGUGUCGGAAGGAAAGUAUCGCAGCAGAGAAUCGGGAAGAGGGUGCUGUCAGUCUUGCCUGGGAUUCGGCCUCUCCUGCCCGCUGCCAGGGUCCCUCUAAAGGACAGGAAGUAGCUGCCACUGAUGUUGGGGGGAGCCGGGGACAUGGCGGGGUGCAGCAGGCCGGAGCUGUACCGAUGGAAGAGGAUGGAGAAGAAGCCCAGCAGCAAGCCAAAAUUUGACCCUGACAGCGUGGAGCAUUGGAUAAAGAAAGUGGAACAGGCGUCGGAGUUUGCAGUCGCUGAAGUUUUCUCCCAUAAGAAGCCGCCAUCCCGCGGGCCGAGGCCCCCCUCCCUGGGCUUGGGGUCGGCAGAGCAGCUCUAUGAUCAUGAUGAUGCCUAUGCUGAAGCCCAAGAUCUGCUAAGUGAGUGGCUGAACACCAAGCUGAAGCUGGAAUUGGCCAGUGAGGAGGAAGAGGAGGAGCCAAGUGCAGACCCUGCUGAGCUCACUGAGCAGAAGCAGCCAACACCGGAGUUUGCCAGUUACAACAGGUUUGAUGACCUGUAUCAGCACCUGGAGCAGGAAACCGACAGUACCACAGCGCAGGAUUACAUACAGCAGCUACUCCAUAAGGAAGUGGUGGAUUCUGGGAUACUAGAUGACCUCUGGAGUGGGCGGAGCAAACCCAAGAAGCAGCGGGACCCACGACUUACAAUGGAACUGAGGCACCAGCAGGUGAAGGAAAACAGGGCCAAGCGGCAGCAGGAGCAGGAGAGGCAGCGGCAGGAGAGGGCCCUGAGGAAGGCGGCUCUGUCCCAGGCUCAGCUGAUGGUGCAGGAAGAGAACAAGAAGAAAGCGCUGAAGGCCAAGAUGGAGGAGGAGGAAAUCCAAAGGGAAGUGGUGAAGUUGCGCAAGGAAAUGACUGAGCGCAGGAAAGUCAUGGAGGAGGCGAGAAAACUCGAAUGGAACCGGCUGCGGGCACAGAAGGCCCCCGAGGCGCAGGGCACGGUGCCGCCGGCGCAGACAAUCUCCCAACAAGAACAGGAGGAGAGGAGGAAGCUGGAGAAACAGGCCAGGAUUGGCCAGAUGCUGGCGCUGAUUUACGCCGAGAAUCGCAAGUGCCUCCAGACACAUUUCUCCUCCUGGUACAAACUGGUUCUGGAUCAGAGAGUCAAGAUGGGCAAGGCCAGAGCGCUAGCGGAUUGGAAGCUCCAGUUGAAGGUGUUUCGGGCCUGGAGAGACUCCACCUGGUCCAGCAAGUUGGAGCGAGAGACCCACAAACUGGAGACGGAUCUGAGAGAUCAGAACAGAAAGCAGCAGGUGGCACAGGAAAGUUACCAGAGGCGCCUGUUGCGUCACUGCCUGGUGGAGUGGCAGCUCUGGAGCCGAGCAGAGAAAGAGAAGAGAGAGCUGGAGGCUCGGAAAGAGGAGACCAAGAGAAAGAUGGCGGCUCUGCUAGAUGCAGCCUCCUCCCGUGGAGCUCCCAAAGAGUCACCCAUAACUCACAUGGGGAGCCCUCCCAGCGGGGAGCAGAGGCAGCUGAGCAGCGGUACUAUUGCAGAGAGCGCCCCUCUGACACCUGUUGCCAUGACCAAUCACUGCCCAGCCGAGCCAGCGAAGGCCCCCCAGCAUGCCUGGCAGAUAACACGGGAGCACGCAGCGCUGACCCCCGAGGAGCUGCUCCAGCACCGGCCGCAGGCUCCCAGCCUGACUCCCAAGCGCCAGCCCACUGGGCCCACAAGGGUCGCUCCCUACGGGGAGAACUUUGAGCACCGGCACCAUUUCCAGCAGCAGCUGAUACAGGAACAGAGAAGGCAACUGGAGGAGCAGAAGCAAAAGAUCUUAGGGCUGAUGGAGAACCAAAGACUAAUGGUAGCCAAGCAGGACAACCUAAAAGCCACAGCCCUCACUGCUGCCCUGUCCAACCCGACUCCCAAUCCCAGCGAGACGCGUAGAAAGGCAAGCAACCCCGGAACUGAGGGGCCCGAUGCUGCGCGGAAUGUGGCCCCACCCAGCUCCGACGCCCGGAAUUGGAGUCCUCCCCAGAGUGCAGUGUCCAGCACCAGGCGGCCCAAAGGCUUCAGCACCAGCCCACACCCUGCCAUUAAAGCCAUGGAAGGAAGAGCGGCUCAGAGAGCAGAGAGAAGGAAAGAGAUGGAAGAACUAAAACGUAAAAAAGAGCAAGAGAAAUUGGCCCAGAUGAAGGCAGAGGAAGAGGAGCGACUGCGGAAGGAGGCGGAGGAGAAGGAAGCUCAGCUGGAGAAGAGGAGGGAAGAGAAGAGGCUGCAGAAGCAGAAAGAGAAGGAAAAGCAGUUGAAGCUGCAGAGGGAGCAGGAGCAACUGGGACAAGCCAAGGCCCAAUAUGAGAAGAUGCUCCUGAGGUCCUGGGGCCUGGAACCCUGGAAGAGGCUGGUGGCCCAGUCUAGACAGAACCUAGAGAGAGCAGAGAGGCACCACGGCUGCGUAAUUCAGAGGCGGAGCCUGUUGGCCUGGCGACAAGUGGUGUCCGACAUUGUGAGGGACAAGAGGUCCCGGGCUGAGCGGCUGUGGGACAGGAUCCUGUUACGUAGGAGCUUCCGGCACUGGUGCAAGUACAAAGAUUGUCUGUCCCUCAUGGAGGCGAGAGCAGCCCAGAGGUACAAGGCCUCUCUCCAGCGGAAGGCAUUCCUGGCCUGGUUGGACUUGGCCCAAGAGGAGAAGAUGGCGCUGUGGGAAAAGCAGAGGAUGGCGGCAGAGCACAGUCAGAGGCGCAUGCUGCUCACAGCGUUUAGGAUCUGGAGACGUUUCCCCCAAUAUAUCAGGGACGAGAAGCUGAAGGAAGAAAGGAGAGAGCAGCUGAGGAAGAGGGUGGCGGAGAUCCUCCCGGAUUUCAGGAUGAGCCCAGUGAGCUGAGAGACGUUGUUUGAUUGGGCAGAUCCAUUACAGCAGCCUUGUCUCUUCCUGAUGCGCUGGGGAUAACUCUGUGAUGCACCCAUGGGUGCCACCAAUGAGCACUUAUAAUGGGUCCAGAUAUCCCCUGAUCAAUAUGUGAUUGUGAUUAACUGUGUGCUGUGCAGCCUGUACUGUCACAACUUAUCAUUUAUAUAAUAUAUAUAUAUAGUGUUUAUUUAUAUAUUUAAAAAUAUGUCCAUUCCAACUAUAAAGUUCCUGUGAUAGGUUCGAGGGAACAAUAGGUUGGCCAAUGAAUCCAGGGGAGCAAGUAGAUGUUUUUGUCUGGUUUUAUAUUAUAUUUAUAAAAAAAUUAUAAGUUAAAUAAAUGAGUCUCGGACUUUUAGGA
Messenger RNA from Xenopus tropicalis (tropical clawed frog), 3256 nucleotides. It is a transcript of the gene ccdc191, whose product is annotated as coiled-coil domain containing 191. NCBI's taxonomy places the organism in Eukaryota, Metazoa, Chordata, Amphibia, Anura, Pipidae. The record is from RefSeq and is a predicted model, not a curated record. The transcript has 18 exons. Bases 124 to 2871 code for a protein of 915 amino acids.